Molecule: messenger RNA, 1533 nt
Organism: Babesia ovata
Lineage: Eukaryota; Apicomplexa; Aconoidasida; Piroplasmida; Babesiidae
Product: peptide ABC transporter ATPase, putative
Exons: 1
Coding region: 1-1533 (510 amino acids)
Source: RefSeq, a predicted model, not a curated record
AUGGCGCAUAUGCAUUACUAUGGACGGCGAGGAGUUGCAUCACUGCUCUGCCUCUUCAUUAUGGUACUUAAUGGUUUCACUGUAGGCGCUAGAUCUACCGAUGAUACUUAUGUUAGUGGAGUGUCCCCGGCAACAGAGCUUGCAUUCUAUGCCGGCAACGCAGAGUUCUAUCGUAAAGUCAAAAUCCUCGAAACACUUACUUGGCCCCAAACGCAAAUUUAUGAUUAUUUGGAGUCUAUUUUACUUGAAAUACCUCGCUCUGAGACGUCACCGGAAAUUAAAGAAGCAGACAGAAAUGAGUGUCGUCAACUCAUGCAUGAUAUCGACCAUAUUAUCAGUGUUUAUGUCAAUUACACCGAAUUAAGAACGAUGCUUGAUGAAUACCGUGCAAUAUCCAGGGGCCUUCAAAGGAAAAAUGUAACGCCGGAAAGGUCUGCUGAACUGGAAAGCGCUUUGAUGGAUCUAGAAGAGCGAUUUAGAGGGAAAGAAGAUUUUGCAUCAACCACCUUAAAAGACGACAAUGCGUCGUAUUACAGAGAAUCAAUCCGAAAAGCAAACAGACUCAUUCGGAAUCAUAGUAGUCAAACCCCACUGCAAUCUCUCGAUCAACGAUCAUUGGGGGUGAGCGGCGGCAAACAAGCUUCACUCGCUUCAGAUUCGUCAGGCGAUUUAGGAGGGCGCCAUAGUGAUGUAACCCAAACUAUACCAGUCUCUGACGCAGGCAAUGAAACGAUGCGAGAACUACUCAACGAUCGCUCUUUGCUAAAAACGUUGGGUGAUGUUGAGGGAAUGGCACAAAAAAUAGAGGCAAUAUUAAAUGGCCCUUUGAUGAAUGACAUCAAUUUAUACGCAGCUGGUAGUGAUAUCUCUCCCUAUAAUGCAGUAAUUCUGGAUAUCCAACACGAUUAUGACAGGAAUUAUGACAAUUUUAGAGACAUCAGAAAUGCAUGGGAUGUUUACAUGCGUUACAAUGACAUCAGUGAUAAACUGAGAAUGAUAGAUCCAAAAUCAUCUCAAGCCGUUGAAUUAAUAGAAGAGAAACAAAAACUAGAGUUGGCAUUCGAGGAGUAUGGUACUCUCGUAGAUGCCGAAUCUAUUGUAUUGAUCGAUUGGGACGCGUGGAGUAUACUGUGGAUGCUGGGGAGCGUUGAAGAGGAGAGGAAAAAAUCGAAAACUCUACAUACUGUGAGCAAACCCUUACCUCAGACAGCAGUGCUUAAGGAAACCAUAACAGAGCCAGGAACAACAGAGCUUAAGGAACCUAGGCCAUCAUCUGGAACAACAGAACCAGAAGAACCUACGACGAAACUACAUCCAAUUACGACGAAUGGUACCACUCCACCAGAACCAACAAAUCUACAUCUCACGGGUGGAGUAAAUGUCACAGGCAGAUUAGGCAGGCUAGAAGGUGAAUGUGGAAUUGUCAACAAUAUACGUGGCACAAAAGAUGCUAAGGAGACUUCCGGACUCGUAAUAAUAGGGUUCACGGCUAUUCAAACAAUGGUAGCAGUUGGUAUAAUGGCAUCUCUCUGA